Molecule: messenger RNA, 393 nt
Organism: Racocetra fulgida
Lineage: Eukaryota; Fungi; Glomeromycota; Glomeromycetes; Diversisporales; Gigasporaceae
Source: the annotation of a GenBank genome assembly
AUGGCCGACAUCCUUAUAAAUAAACUUGACCAGACCAAAGUUUUCCCUCCUUACUACAAUAAACCUGAAGAUUUGAUCGAUCCAGUAAAACAAAAAACUUCAGGAAUACCUCGCCCACCUAACGCUCUUGAUGUGCAAAAUCUACAUUCACAACGGUAUCCAGGAUACAAGUACAAACCUUCUCCCGCUCGUCCAAAAUCAUCUUCAGCUAACAAUUCCAAUAAUGGACAUUACCAACCUUACAUAAUUCCACAAAAAACACUCGUUGGACCAACACCAUUUCAACCGAUACCUCUAAAUCAGACCACCUAUCCAACCACAGAUUCGUUCCUUUACUUUACACAAGAGGAUAUUAAUUUGUAUAACUUAUACGGAGUCUUUUUACAGAAUUAA